Molecule: messenger RNA, 4419 nt
Organism: Knipowitschia caucasica
Lineage: Eukaryota; Metazoa; Chordata; Actinopteri; Gobiiformes; Gobiidae
Source: the annotation of a GenBank genome assembly
AUGAGGCUGUGCAGACAGGUACGGCUCCUGGUGCUGGUUAUAACUUUUGUUUUCUGUGUAAAAGCAGAGCAGCACCGAUCCAAGGAGAGACACUACUACAUCGCUGCCGUGGAAAUAGAUUGGAAUUAUUCAGGCACAAAAGGGUUAGGUCUGACAUAUAAAAAAGUGGUGUUUCGAGAGUAUGACGAAGGUUUCCGUCGGGCAAAGGAUCAUCCCUCGUGGCUCGGUCUAUUGGGGCCGACUUUGCGGGCUCAAGAAGGUGAGACUCUUGUCGUCACUUUCAAGAACAUGGCGAGCGGAGAAUAUAGCAUCCACCCACAUGGGAUCGCUUACGGGAAGCAGUCAGAAGGAGCUUACUACUUCGACAACACUUCCCCAAAAGAGAAAGUGGACGACAAGAUCAAGGCUGAAGGGCAGCAUGUGUACCAGUGGGAGGUGACCCCAGAGGUGUCCCCUCAGAGCAGUGACCCGUCUUGCCUCACCUACUCCUACAUCUCCCACAGGCACGUUGUGGAGGACUACAACUCUGGCCUCAUCGGAGCACUGCUCAUCUGCAAACCUGGCACCUUGGAUGCAUCAGGGCAGCAGAUCGGCGUCCAUCAUGAGUUGAUAUUCCUGUUUGGGGUCUUUAAUGAAAAAGAAAGCAAAUACAUGCCCAGAAGAAAUUAUGAAUCAGACGACCAUAUUAAGUACACCAUAAAUGGAUACACACAUGGGACACUGCCUGACGUGAGCAUGUGUGCUCAUACCGCGGUCAGUCUGCAUUUGCUGGGUAUGAGUUCAGAUCCGGAGGUGUUCUCGGUGCACAUGAAUGGACAGGUGCUGCAGCAGGACGGGCACAAAGUCUCGUCCGUGGGCCUCAUCAGCGGCUCCUCGGCCACAGCCCACCUGGUCACAGUGCACCCGGGUCGCUGGCUUCUGUCCUCACACACCGCCAAGCACAUGGAAGCUGGCAUGCAUGGUUUUAUUCAUGUGAAGGAAUGUAAAGAUUUUGCGGCGCCUCAAAGAACAAUGACUAUUGCUCAAAGGCGACAGAGUAAAGAGUGGACUUAUUACAUCGCUGCUGAAGAAGUCCUGUGGGACUAUGCUCUCAACAUGCCAGACUACACGGAUGAGAGUUUCAAGUUGCAGUAUCUGACCAAUUCUGCCGUACGGAUUGGUCAAAAGUACAAGAAGGCAGUGUACACACUCUAUAAAAAUGCGUCAUUCACUGAGAAACUGGAAACUAAACAACGGAGAAAUGAACUUGGGAUCUUGGGGCCCGUCAUAAGAGCACAAAUCAGAGAUGUCAUUAAAAUUGUCUUCAAGAAUAUGGCAUCAAGGCCUUACAGUAUAUAUCCACAUGGACUAACAAUAGAGAAGUCACAAGAAGGAGUCAACUACCCAGCCGGAGGUAACCAGUCUCACGGAGUGGCGCCGGGGCACACACAUACAUACUCGUGGCGUGUGGUGGAGCAGGACGAGCCGCUGGACGCAGACGCUCGGUGUCUGACACGGAUGUACCACAGCGCUGUGGACGCUCCCAGAGACAUCGCCUCAGGACUCAUCGGACCAAUGCUCAUCUGCAAAAGUCAGUCGCUCAACGUCAGGAAUGUGCAGCUCAAAGCAGACAAGGAGCAGCAUGCAGUGUUUGCUGUGUUUGAUGAGAAUAAAAGCUGGUACCUGGACGAUAACAUCAAUAAUAAUUGUGACAAGUCCAGGGUCAACAAAGUGGAUCCUGACUUUUAUAAGUCGAAUGUCAUGCACACAAUCAACGGAUACAUGUUUGAGAGUGGACCGGUCUUAGGCUUCUGUAACGGAGAAGUGGCUACUUGGCAUGUGUCGAGUGUUGGAGCUCAAGAUUUCAUUCAGACUGCAACAUUUUAUGGACAUCCAUUUGAACUGAACGAGCGCACGGAAGACCUGCUGAGUCUGUACCCCAUGACUGGAGAAUCCAUCACUAUGAACAUGGACAACAAAGGUGUAUGGCUCCUCGCAUCCCUCAACACUCACGAAAGCACAAAGGGAGUGCGUGUCAAGUUCCAAGACGUGGAAUGCUUUCGCGAUUACCAAUACGAGUACGAAGACGGGGAGGAAAAAACAGAGUUCAAUGUGUGGACCCCUGUCACUAUAGAGGAGAUUCAGAAAGAAGAGGAGAAGGAGAAAGAGAAAGAGAAAGAAAAGGAACAGAAAAAACCAGUAGUUGUGGAUUACGAUACAGAUAAAUUUGCUGCAGAGUGGGGAUUGAGGCCCCUCCCAGCUAAAGCAAUGUCUGUUGAGGAAGAUCUCAUCAAUAACGCCAUAGUGAUCGGGGUCCCGCGCCCAGACUUCAGUGAUUAUGAACUGUAUGUACCUGGGAAUGAGCCCGACCACCUGGACUUCAACGAGCUUCAGCGCGUGAGAGAGGAGGAGUAUGAGUAUGUGUCCUACAAAGACCCCUACAGCAGCGAUGAGAAAAUGGAGGACUUCAAUCUGGACAGUACCCGAAAUUAUAACCUUAAAAAUGUGGGAGAGAAUACAAAGAUUUAUUUCAUCGCAGCUGAAGAGGUUGAAUGGGACUAUGCUGGCUACGGGCACAGGAGACAAGAGAGGUCCCAAUUAAAUAACCGUGAAACAAAGUUUAAAAAAGUGAUUUUCCGAGAAUACAUGGACAGCACUUUUAAGACCCCUGACAUCCGAGGAGAGCUGGACGAGCAUUUGGGAAUUCUUGGACCUCUUAUCAAAGUCGAGGUCGGACAGGAUAUUAUGGUUGUAUUUAAGAACAAUGCGAGCCGCCCAUACUCUUUACAUCCUAACGGAGUGGCCUACACUAAAAAGACCGAGGGUUUGAACUAUGAAGAUGGUUCUAAUUACUGGCACAAAUAUGACAAUGAGGUCCAUCCUGGAAAGACGUUCACAUAUUUAUGGACAGUCACCUCCUCGGUGGGACCAGCAGAGGGCGAGUCUGACUGCAGGACUUGGGCUUACUACUCUGGUGUUAAUCCAGAGAGGGACAUCCAUUCUGGUCUGAUUGGACCUCUGCUGGUGUGUCGUGUUGGGACCCUUAAUAAAACAAUUACAAACACUCGGGAGUUUGCUCUGCUUUUCAUGACUUUUGAUGAGUCUCAGAGCUGGUUCGUGGAGGAAAACCUUGAGAACAUUCAGAAGAAAACCAGAAGGAGGAGUUUGAUCCCAGCUAUGAAGGAAACCCUUCUGUUCCACACAAUCAAUGGCAUUAUUCAUAGCCUUAAAGGCCUCAGAAUGUACACCAAUCAGUUGGUCCGCUGGCAUCUUAUCAACAUGGGUUCGCCAAAAGAUUUUCAGAGUGUUCAUUUCCAUGGUCAAACCUUUUUUCACAAGAAAAUCAAAAGUUUUAAGCAGGCCAUAUACCCACUGCUGCCAGGGAGCUUUGCGACUCUGGAGAUGAUUCCCUCUAAACCAGGACUUUGGCAACUGGAGACUGAAGUUGGGAACAUCCAACAAAAGGGGAUGCAGACUUUGUUCCUGGUUGUGGAUGAUGAUUGCUACCAUGCAUUUGGCCUGGAGUCUGGCAGUGUUACAGAUAUGCAGUUGACAGCUAAGAGUUCUAGAGGAUACUGGGAACCACAUCUUGCUAGAUUAAAGAAUGCAGGAAAAUACAACGCCUGGAGCACUGACGAAGACAAUAGUUGGCUGCAGGUUGACUUACAGCGCCCUGUGGUGAUCAGUCAGAUAGUCACCCAGGGGGCUAAGCAGAUGUUUUAUUCACAGUAUGUACGCAAGUUUGCCAUUUCAUACAGUAACGACAGGCGCAAGUGGACUUUCUACAAGGGCGACAGCAAAAGUUUCAGAAAGAUUUUUCCAGGGAACCAGGAAGCCUAUGAGACUAAGACCAACACCUUCUUUCCACCUAUAAUCGGCCGAUUCAUUCGCCUCCACCCAGUGGACUGGUACGGCAAAGCCACACUGCGUUUGGAGUAUUACGGAUGUGCGCUUGAUGGUUGCUCAGUGCCAUUGGGGAUGGAGAGCAGACUGAUCCAUGACCAUCAGAUAUCAGCGAGCUCCACUGCCAGCAGCUGGUUUGGCGGCCCAUGGAAACCUGCUUUUGCUCGCCUCAACAAACAAGGAACUAUCAAUGCGUGGCAGGCUAGGUCCAAUGACCUGCAACAGUGGCUUCAGGUGGAGCUGCCUCAGAUGAAGAAGAUCACAGGCAUUAUAACACAGGGAGCCAAGUCUCUGGGAAAAGAACUGUACGUGAUCUCCUUUUCUCUGCAGUACAGCAACGACGGACUUCACUGGACUGACUACACAGACGACGAGACCAUCACAUCCAAGACAUAUAUAGCCAACACAAACAACUGUGACCAUGUGAGGAACUACAUCCACCCUCCCAUUUUCUCCCGCUUUAUCCGAGUCAUCCCCAGAAGUUGGAAGAAUGCCAUCACAAUGAGGAUGGAGCUGCUGGGCUGUGACAUUGAGUAG